CGCGCUCCGCGGCUCAUUCCGCGGCCGCCGCCAGCUGAGGGGAGCGUCGCGGGCCGAGGAGCAGAUGCCGCGGGGGCCGCUCACAGCCGCCACCGACUUGUGAAUGGGACUCGGACUGGGGCUGACACCACUGCGCUCACCCAGUGCCAAGGACCGCCGGCCGGGAGGUCGCGUUCGCCCGCAAGGGCCCCAGAAAUCACUGUGCUUUUGGCUUUGUGGACCUGUGAAGACAUUCAUUUCUCUUGUUAUCUGUUGAAUGACCAAUCAGAUGGGUGGAGUAUGUUAUAGGAAUUGGCAGCAAGUGUCCAAUGGGUGAAGAAGAAGCUGACUGGGGAAGUGGGCAGCCCUGACGUGAUGUCCUCAGCGAGUGAAGAUACUCCAUUCCAGAGGAGGUCUACUUGACACAUCUGGGAGGCCGCCGUCUGAAAGACUGCCACUCUGGUGGCGAAAGGAGUGAUAGCUGCAUUCUCCUGUGCCUACCACAUAACCAAAAAUGAAGGAGAACUACUGUUUACAAGCUGCCCUGGUGUGCCUGAGCAUGCUAUACCACAGCCAGGCGUUGGCCCUGGAGCGACGAAACCACCUGCGGCCCCCAUUCCAUGGACACCAUGAGAAGGGCAAAGAGGGCCAGGUGCUGCAGCGCUCCAAGAGAGGCUGGGUCUGGAACCAGUUCUUUGUGAUAGAAGAGUACACUGGGCCUGACCCUGUGCUUGUGGGCAGGCUUCAUUCAGAUAUUGACUCUGGUGAUGGGAACAUUAAAUACAUUCUCUCAGGUGAAGGAGCCGGAACCAUUUUUGUGAUUGAUGACAAAUCAGGGAACAUUCAUGCCACAAAGACACUGGACCGAGAAGAGAGAGCCCAGUACACACUGAUGGCUCAGGCAGUGGACAGGGACACCAACAGGCCACUGGAACCACCAUCAGAAUUUAUUGUCAAGGUCCAGGACAUUAAUGACAACCCUCCGGAGUUUCUGCAUGAAACCUAUCAUGCCAAUGUGCCUGAGAGGUCCAAUGUGGGAACAUCAGUAAUCCAAGUGACAGCCUCCGAUGCAGACGACCCCACUUAUGGAAAUAGUGCCAAGUUAGUGUACAGUAUUCUUGAAGGACAACCUUACUUCUCAGUGGAGGCCCAAACAGGUAUCAUCAGAACAGCCCUUCCCAAUAUGGACAGAGAAGCCAAGGAGGAGUACCAUGUGGUGAUCCAGGCCAAGGACAUGGGUGGACACAUGGGCGGGCUCUCAGGGACAACCAAAGUGACGAUCACUCUGACUGAUGUCAAUGACAAUCCACCAAAGUUUCCACAGAGCGUGUACCAGAUGUCUAUUUCAGAAGCAGCUGUCCCGGGGGAGGAAGUAGGAAGAGUGAAGGCUAAAGAUCCAGACAUUGGAGAAAAUGGCUUAGUCACGUACAAUAUUGUUGAUGGAGACGGCGCCGAACUGUUUGAAAUCACAACGGACUAUGAGACACAGGAAGGUGUGGUGAAGCUGAAAAAGCCUGUAGAUUUUGAAACCAAAAGAGCAUAUAGCUUGAAGGUAGAGGCCGCCAAUGUACAUAUUGAUCCGAAGUUCAUCAGCAAUGGACCUUUCAAGGACACUGUGACGGUCAAGAUUGCAGUAGAAGAUGCUGAUGAGCCUCCCAUGUUCUUGGCCCCAAGUUAUAUCCAUGAAGUCCAAGAAAAUGCAGCUGCUGGCACUGUGGUUGGGAGAGUACAUGCCAAAGACCCGGAUGCUGCCAACAGUCCAAUAAGGUAUUCAAUUGAUCGUCAUACUGACCUCGACAGGUUUUUCACAAUUAAUCCAGAGGAUGGUUUUAUUAAAACCACAAAACCUCUAGAUAGAGAGGAAACUGCCUGGCUCAACAUCUCUGUCUUUGCAGCAGAAAUUCACAACAGACAUCAGGAAGCCAAAGUCCCAGUGGCCAUCCGGAUCCUAGAUGUCAAUGACAAUGCUCCUAAAUUUGCUGACCAUUAUGAAGGCUUUAUCUGUGAGAGUGAUCAAACCAAGCCACUCUCCAACCAACCAAUAGUUACAGUUAGUGCGGAUGACCAGGACGACACAGCCAAUGGACCAAGAUUCAUCUUCAGCCUACCCCCUGAGAUCAUUCACAACCCAAAUUUCACAGUCAGAGACAACAGAGAUAACACUGCAGGGGUAUAUGCCCGACGUGGAGGGUUCAGUCGACAGAAGCAGGACUUCUACCUCCUGCCCAUCGUGAUCAGUGAUGGUGGCAUCCCACCCAUGAGUAGCACCAAUACCCUCACCAUCAAGGUGUGUGGGUGUGACGUGAAUGGGGCACUGCUGUCCUGUAAUGCUGAGGCCUACAUCCUGAAUGCCGGCCUGAGCACUGGUGCCCUCAUCGCCAUCCUUGCCUGCAUUGUCAUUCUUCUGGUCAUUGUUGUAUUAUUUGUGACUCUGAGAAGGCAAAAGAAAGAACCACUCAUUGUGUUUGAGGAAGAGGAUGUCCGUGAGAACAUCAUAACGUAUGACGAUGAAGGGGGUGGUGAGGAAGACACGGAAGCCUUCGACAUUGCCACCUUGCAGAAUCCUGAUGGUAUCAAUGGAUUUAUUCCUCGCAAAGACAUCAAACCUGAGUAUCAGUAUAUGCCUAGACCUGGGCUGCGACCGGCACCCAACAGCGUGGAUGUAGAUGACUUCAUCAACACAAGAAUACAGGAGGCAGAUAAUGACCCCACAGCCCCUCCCUAUGACUCCAUCCAAAUCUAUGGUUAUGAGGGCAGGGGUUCUGUGGCUGGAUCCCUGAGCUCCUUAGAGUCUGCCACUACAGAUUCAGACCUGGACUACGACUAUCUACAGAACUGGGGACCUCGCUUUAAGAAACUAGCAGACUUGUAUGGCUCCAAAGACACUUUUGAUGACGACUCUUAACAAUAAUGAUACAAAUUUGGCCUUAAGAACUGUGUCUGGCAUUCUCAAGAAUCUAGAAGAUGUGUAAACAGGUAUUUUUUUAAAACAAGGAAAGGCUCAUUUAAAGCAAGCAGAGUUUUACAGAGAGGAAACAUUUAAUAAAACUGCAAGGACAUCAAAGUGGUAAAUACUGUGAAGUACCUUUUCCCACUAAAAAAGCAAAUAUUGAAGUUGUUUCUCAGCUUCAUUAGAGAAAAACCACUUGGCACACACAAUAUUUAAAUGAAGGAAAAGUCUACGGUGAACUUACAACGAAGGGAAAUCGUCUAUGUGUUCUGAACAUCUAAGUCUCUCUUAUUUUAUUUUUUAAUUUGUCAAAGAAGCUUCCACAAAAUUAGAAAGGACAACAGUUCUGAGCUGUAAUUUCGCCUUAAACUACGGACACUCUAUCUGUAGUGCAUUUUAAACUUGAAAUAUAUAAUAUCCAGCCAGCUUAAACCCAUACAAUGUAUGUACAAUACAAUGUACAAUUAUGUCUCUUGAGCAUCAAUCUUGUUACUGCUGAUUCUUGUAAAUCUUUUUGCUUCUACUUUCAUCCUAAACUAAUACGUGCCAGAUAUAACUGUCUUGUUUCAGUGAGGAGCACCCUAUUUCUAUGUCAUUUUUAAUGUAUCUAUUUGUACAAUUUUAAAGUUCUUAUUUUAGUAUACAUACAAAUAUCAGUAUUCUGACAUGUACGGAAAUGUUACAGCAUCACACUUAUAUUUUAUGAACAUUGUACUGUUGCUUUAAUAUGAGCUUCAAUAUAAGAAGCAACCUUUGAAAUAAAAAAAAGAUUCUUUUUUAA
Messenger RNA from Alexandromys fortis (reed vole), 3710 nucleotides. RefSeq names its product cadherin 11 (gene Cdh11). Gene Ontology annotation, biological process: cell morphogenesis; cell-cell adhesion mediated by cadherin; calcium-dependent cell-cell adhesion. The record is from RefSeq and is a predicted model, not a curated record. The transcript is spliced from 13 exons. Gene Ontology annotation, cellular component: catenin complex; adherens junction; plasma membrane. Bases 494 to 2884 code for a protein of 796 amino acids. Lineage: Eukaryota; Metazoa; Chordata; Mammalia; Rodentia; Cricetidae. Gene Ontology annotation, molecular function: calcium ion binding; cadherin binding.